AUGGUAAAUUUAAAAUACAACGAUUUUGCAAGGUUAUGCGACCGAAUAAAUAAACACAAAUGUAUAUGUGAUUUUAGAAUCAAUUUAUCUGGAUGUCCGGAUGAACAAUUAUAUAAAGCCGCAAUUGGAGGGUUAAUUCCCUUUACGUUAAUGAUCGUGGUAAUAUCGAUAUCAUUUCUUUACUAUCGAGUCAAAGUAAAAGGACAAUCCGUUUUUUUUCCUGCGACAAGAGAAAGAGGAAAGAUUCGUCCACGCCCACAAGAUUCGUUUCACAUCGCUGUCGGAUUAUUUAAUUUGAGUCAAAUGAUAGUGUCAAUAUUUUUACUUACGGAUACAUUUCCGAAUGUAAUGGUGGCGGAAAUAGUUGUUUAUGUGCCAAAAUUAGUCGGGUUUGCAUGUGCGACAUUAUAUCCCAUAAGUAUCAUCUAUUCCACGCCAAUAAUUAAACCCACCUCAUAUUAUUUAAGACUUCAAUGGAAUCCAAGUAAAGAUUUUAUAGAUGGACUUGCGAUGUAUUUAAUGUUGGGACCUGUCUUGACGACGAUGCCCUUAUCGGCCAUCACCGGAUAUUUUGCGGAUAUAAAUAAUCAAACUAUAGCCAAUGAUUUAUUCGUGGCUCACACAUUUGUGUGGAGUUUAUGGACGGUUCAAUAUGAUAUCACAUUAUUAUACGUUUAUUAUAAAUUAAUAUGUAUGUUAAGGGAGUACGUUAGCAUCUUAAAUAGAAGGCAAAGUAUGAGUUCUGACGUUGAUGAGAAGAUAAGAAAAUUAAAUAGCGCAUCUCACAAUCUAUCCUGGAUAGUAUUUGCCGUUUUCUUAUUAUUUUUUAUCACUAGCAUCGAAGGAAUUCUUGUUGGUAUCAUUUUCAAACAAAAAUUAAUGGUAAGAGGCAGUGAACCAACCAGACUUGCGUAUUUCGUUUCUUGGAAUUUCACGGCACCGGUUUGCACUUUUAUAGGGCAAAUAGUAUUCCUUUAUGAUACAAUAGUGAAUAAAAAAUCACCUCAAAAUAAUGGUAAUGUCAAUAAUUUUCGGAAUAAUCUUGCAUUACCUUUUGAACCAAAACCUUCCCCGGUAAUUUCACCAAGUAUUGAAAUUGCAAACAUAAGUUGUCGCAGCUCUGUAUUAACUAACUUUGCUCAACAGAGUAAAGCAACUGAAAGUUCAACCGCAUUAUAUAGUUCACAUGCCUCAUAUCCAUCUAUGGUUACCGAUAACAGUAAACAUAUUAAACAUAAUAAUUCAAUAACUUUGGAUGGAAAUGCGACUAUGUCUUCAACGAUGGAUCAAAGGUAUCAAGUCACUUUAUUAAGUUCGGAUUUUGAAGAAGAAAAUGAAUAUAUGGUUGAUGAUGAAGAAAGUUUUGAUGCGAGAAAUUCUUGGUUAAGUAAGAAACCA
Funneliformis mosseae is the source of this 1398-nucleotide messenger RNA. The record is from the annotation of a GenBank genome assembly. NCBI's taxonomy places the organism in Eukaryota, Fungi, Glomeromycota, Glomeromycetes, Glomerales, Glomeraceae.